Molecule: messenger RNA, 984 nt
Organism: Spea bombifrons (plains spadefoot toad)
Lineage: Eukaryota; Metazoa; Chordata; Amphibia; Anura; Pelobatidae
Product: taste receptor type 2 member 39-like
Exons: 1
Coding region: 1-984 (327 amino acids)
Biological process (GO): sensory perception of taste; G protein-coupled receptor signaling pathway; detection of chemical stimulus involved in sensory perception of bitter taste
Cellular component (GO): membrane
Molecular function (GO): bitter taste receptor activity; G protein-coupled receptor activity
Source: RefSeq, a predicted model, not a curated record
AUGUCGUAUUCCUUGGUAAGAGCCUUUCCCUUUGGCGAUAAGACUGCAGGAAUGGAAUCGCCGGCCGUCAGCCCGAGCUCCGUGGCUUGUCUUACUGUUCUAGGGUUUGAAGCCAUAGUUGGGAUAAUUACCAACGUCUUUAUUCUAUCUGUGAUUCUCUACGGACUUUAUAAAAGACAGAACAUGAGCACCAGUGAUACAAUCCUUGUCGCUUUGUGCUUCUCCAAUGCCAGUUACGCUGCCACAACUUUGGCAACAAGAUUAUGUGAUACUUUUUGGCUCAAAAUAGACGCAGUUCAGAAAAAGAAAAACGUUCUAUUUGGUAUAGCCUUGUACAGCAUUACGUGCAGCUCCUGGCUCACCGCCUGCCUCUGCUUAUUCUACUUCUUUAAAAUCCUUAAUUUCCGCUGGGCUUUUCUCUCGUGGGUUAAGAUGAAGAUAGACGCCGUGGUGCCCUGGCUGAUACUGGUGUCAGAAGUGGUGUCCGUCUGUAGCAGCGCAUCCUGUAUGUUACCCAAUGAAUUCCGGAAAGCCUCUUCCAAUGAUCUACCGAGGAACAUCUCCACCGAUGAGACCUCCGAAAUAGGAAACAUCGGUCUAACUUCAUUGAACUUCAUCUUUAUAACUAUUUGUAUUCCCAUCCUCACUGCGGUUUUAACGACGUUCUUCACCUUUAGAUACCUGAAGCUGCACAGUUACAGGAUGAGGAUGAACAUGGGGUCACGUGGCGGGGCCAACCUGAAAGCUCAUCAAACCGCCGCAAACACAAUGAUCAGACUACUGGUUUUAUACUCAAUGCUUUAUUUGUCAACAUUUUUUUAUUGCUUUGAGACUUUUCCUCAAUUUAGUGCCGGACACUGGAUUAUUCUAAUGAUUCUGUUCUCCUUUACCCCGGUUCAAUCGGUUCUCCUGAUUCUUGGUAACCCCAAAGUGAAGGACGCUUUGAAAAAGACUCUCUGUUCUUUAAGAUGCUCAGAAGAUUAA